This is a messenger RNA of Papaver somniferum (opium poppy), 1383 nucleotides long. RefSeq lists its product as uncharacterized. The transcript is spliced from 2 exons. Lineage: Eukaryota; Viridiplantae; Streptophyta; Magnoliopsida; Ranunculales; Papaveraceae. The coding region runs from base 233 to 1033 and encodes 266 amino acids. The record is from RefSeq and is a predicted model, not a curated record.
CAAAACCUGUGGGCUAAACUCACUCCUCCUACUUCAUAAAUUCCAGAGAAGGAGAAGUGAGAAGGAGACGAAAAAACCAAAAAAAAUCCAUUGAAUUGAGAGCUGAAUUUCUCAAUUGAAUCAAGCCCCAAGAUUUGUAUUUGAUCAAGAAACGUAACUCAAGUUUUGAGUUUGAUCUGAAAAUCUUUCAUUUCUCUUGUAAUUCUUGAUUAGAAUUCAUUUAUAUUUAGAUAUGUUGGGAAAAACUACAAGACCUAUUGUGAUAGGGAAGCUACUAAAGCCGGAAUUCUCCGGUCACCGGGCGAUGUUUCCCGAGGAAAUUACGAGUCCGAAGAGCCCUUUGGAUUUCAAGAUUCGAUCACCAAGAGUACCGGCAAUCGGGGGAGUCGGAUUGGGUAUACUGGCUGCGUUGGAGAAGUCCGGCGGUGGUCGGAGUGAAAUUCAGAUGAGGUUCAUUGCUGGUAAUUUGAAUAGAGGAUCAACAGCAACAACUACUGCUACUACAGCAACAGCUAAAAGUACAUCUAUAUCUGUUCCAAUUCCGAUUGGUAACACUAACGGUACAAGAAAUUGUAGAGAAGUGUUAAUGGAUGAACAAGAUUCAGAAAGUUACACUUAUGUUACACUUCAUAAGCCGAAUAAUCAAUCUUACACAAGGGUUUAUUGUGAUCAUGGUGGUGAUCAGAAAUUGGUAUCUAAAGUUGUUGUUCAUAAUGAUGAAAGUAAAAAAAUGAGGAUCAAUAUGGGUGUAUUUUGCGAGUCACCACCACGGCGUAACGAAUCGGAAUUCGAGUUUCCGACAUCAGAUUUUCUUAGUUCUUGCUUCUUGUGCAGAAAAAAGCUUCAUGGAAAAGAUAUAUUCAUGUACAGGGGCGAGAAAGCAUUUUGUAGCAACGAAUGUCGACACAGACAAAUAGUUAGCGACGAGCGACAGGAGAAAUGCCGAUCAGAGGCAUCAAGAUAUAGAGAUAUAUCGAUUUCGCCGUACUCAGGUGGUGGCCAACUCUUCUCUGCUGGAAUUACUGCAUCUUGAUUAGGAAGAAAAAAAGUUCAAAACUAAAUAAGCUGGCACCACCACACUAGUAAUUACCACGAUGACGCCUAUCUUACGGUACAUUAUCAUCGGACCUACUACUACAAAGACUGCAUGAACGACGAAAUUCAGUACAUUUUUGGACCUAUGGGGACGUGUUGAUUCAGUACAUUUUUGGAGCAAAAGUGCCGUGUAGUAAGAAUCAACCGGUUCAAAGGAAGGCAAAUUUUUGAAUGUAUGUGCAAGCUUAAAAGCUUAUGCUUGUAUUGUAUAAAUUUUUGAAAGAAUUUAGUGAUAUAAUGAAAAUUGAUCACUCUGUUCUUGUUUAUAUGAAUUCACUAUUUCUGACA